AACAAAAGUAAUUAUUGCAUCACACCUAAUUAUUAUACAUCAUCAAAAUAUUAAGAAUGAAUAGUACAAGUAGAUAUAAAUAAUAAAUCAUCUCAAUACCAACUCAAAUUAAUGCACAAAAUCAUGUGCACAUUAGUCAACAUUCUUUGUCAUAUGCCUUCAUAAAUCAUUUGUAAUACACAAAAUUCAAUUGAAAAAAAAUGUCUUCUCUCUUUAUUUUGCUGUUUGUACUCUUUUUUUUCUCUAUAUUAUCUAAUUUUCAUUUAGCAAAAAGCCAGAGGAGUUCAGUUAUUGGUGACACAAUUGAUACAAACAAAUAUGUUUCAAUUGCUUCAACAAUAGUUUCAUCAAAUGGUAACUUUGAAAUGGGAUUCUUCACAGCAGGUAAUAAUUCUAAUUAUUACAUAGGCAUAUGGUACAAGAAGUUAAGUAAACAAACUGUUAUUUGGGUGGCAAAUAGAGAAACACCAAUUUCCAUAUAUGAAAUGGAUUUUGCACAAUUCAAGAUUUCAGAUGGAAAUUUAGUACUGUUAAAUGGUACUAGACAGAUAAUUUGGUCCACCAAUAUCACAUUUGCAUCGAAUUUGAACAAGUCACAAGUUGUCGCAACACUGUUGGACGAUGGUAACUUGGUGGUGAGGGAUGGAGAUAGUAAUGUCUCGGCGAAUCAUCUAUGGAGAAGUUUUGAUCACCCGUCUCAUACUUUCAUGCCUGGUUCGAAAUUCGGGUACAACAAACGUACUGGAAUGAAACAGGUGCUUACUUCCUGGAAAAAUGCGAACGAUCCAUCACCCGGGCCAUUCACACAUGAGGUUGACAUGGAGAAGUAUGCUGGACAAGGUGUUAUUAAAUGGAACCAUAGUGUUAUUUACUGGAAUAGUGGACCUUGGACAGGUAACAAUUUUACAGGGGUACCCUAUCAACCAAAUCCUAUGUUUAAUUACACUUAUGUUAACAAUGAUGAUGAGGUUUAUUUUAGGUAUGAUUUCUUUAACCCUUCACUUAUUUCAAAUUUCAUUAUGGAUGUUAAUGGACAAACAAAGCAACUAUUGUGGAUGGAUAGUAUACAAGAUUGGAAUGUUUUUUACACUGAUCCAAAACAAGUAUGUGAUGUAUUUGGUUAUUGUGGUGCUUUUGGUACUUGUAAUGAUCAAGUAAAUGCUAGUUCGACUUGUGGUUGUUUGGUUGGUUUUAAGCCAAAGUUCGAGAAAGAUUGGAAGUUGAAUAGCUUUUCGAGUGGAUGUACGAGGAGAACGAGCUUGAAUUGUGGUGAUGCUGGUGAAAAGGACAAAUUUUGGAUGCACAAGAAUAUGAGAUUACCAGCAAAUGGUGAAAGUGUGAGAGCUGAGAAUGAAGUGAAAUGUGAAAGUUUGUGUUUGGAGAAUUGUGAUUGUGUUGGUUAUGCUUAUGAUAUUGGAAAGUAUGGGUGUUUGAUAUGGAAAGGGGAGAUGUUGAAUUUGGAACAACUUUCUCAAGAUAAUGUUAAUGGAAGUACCAUUUAUGUUAGGCUUGCAGCUUCUGAGUUUUCAACUAAUCAAGAUGCAAAUCAAAAUCAAACUUCAAAUAAGCUGAAAGUUGCAAUUCCAAUUGGUGUAAUUGCUGCACUUCUCUUUCUUUCAUGCUUUGCCUUCAUAUACUAUAGAAAAAGAAGAAGCUCAAAAGUCAAAGAGAGUGCUACAAAAUCUAUCAGGCAGAAUGCAGAAGGAGAAGGAAUGGAAUUGAUAGAUAUUCAAGAUGAUGAUAAAGGGAAUAUUGAUGUUCCAUUCUUUAGUUUUGAAAGCAUAUUAGUUGCAACAGAUGACUUCUCUGAACAAAAUAAGCUUGGUCAAGGAGGAUUUGGUCCUGUUUAUAAGGGAAUAUUUCCCGGAGGAAGAGAAAUUGCAGUGAAAAGGCUAUCAAGUCUUUCAGGACAAGGCAUAAAUGAAUUCAAGAAUGAAGUAAUGUUGAUUGCAAGGCUUCAACAUAGAAAUCUUGUUAGACUUUUGGGUUAUUGCAUUCAAUCAAAUGAAAAGAUUUUACUCUAUGAGUAUAUGGCAAACAAAAGUCUAGACACCUUCAUAUUCGAUCGAAGGCGGGGUGUGAUAUUGGAUUGGAGGAAGAGAUUUGAAAUUAUAGAGGGAAUUGCUAAAGGACUUCUUUAUCUACAUCAUGACUCGAGAUUAAGAAUCAUUCAUAGAGAUCUGAAAACAAGUAAUAUAUUGUUAGAUGAAGAGUUGAAUCCAAAAAUAUCAGAUUUUGGAUUAGCAAGAGUUGUUGAAGGGAAAAUUACACAAGCAAAUACAAAUAAAGUGGUUGGAACAUAUGGUUAUAUGGCUCCGGAGUAUGCGAUUGAUGGAUUAUUCUCAAUCAAAUCGGAUGUAUUUAGUUUUGGAAUAGUCAUACUCGAGAUCAUCAGUGGAAGAAGGAACACCGGAUUUUUUCAUCAAGAAGAAGAGUCGAACCUCUUAGGCCAUGCAUGGAGAUUAUGGACUGAAGAUAGAGCAAUGGACUUGGUGGAUCAAUCACUACAUGAAUCAUGCAACAAAGAAGAAGCAAUUAAAUGUCUAAAUAUUGGACUUUUGUGUGUACAAGAAGAUCCAAAAGAUAGACCAAAUACAUCAAGCAUAAUAAUGAUGCUUGGCAGUGAAAAUAUUGUUUCACUUCCAAGACCAAAUCAGCCAGCCUUCAUGACAAGAAAAUGUGGUGGUGGUAACACAUCUUCUUCUUCUAAUGUUAAGUCUGAUGGUGUCUCUAAUAAUCAGCUUACUGUCACCAUUGAAAUGGGUCGAUAACGCACUACUAGAAAUCAGUCAAUUUUCAACGAACGUGUAUGUCGGAAACUUUUUGCAGAUUUUUGGUAGAACGUCUGUCGAAAAUUGACUGAUUUAUGAUAGUGACAGGAGUGAGAUGCCAUCAACUUUGACAUAACAAGUCCCUUUAUUAUGUAUAUUUCUUUACUUAUUUAUUGUAUAUAUUCCACUAAAGCAUGUAUACUUUAGGAAUAUCUUUAGUAAUUUAAAAAUAUGUAAUUUUUGCUUAGGUUGGAGAGAUAAUGUAGUUCUUUUUUAUUAUUAUUAUUUUUGGUUAACUAGAUUC
Molecule: messenger RNA, 3075 nt
Organism: Capsicum annuum
Lineage: Eukaryota; Viridiplantae; Streptophyta; Magnoliopsida; Solanales; Solanaceae
Product: G-type lectin S-receptor-like serine/threonine-protein kinase At4g27290
Exons: 7
Coding region: 201-2771 (856 amino acids)
Biological process (GO): protein phosphorylation; recognition of pollen
Molecular function (GO): protein serine/threonine kinase activity; ATP binding
Source: RefSeq, a predicted model, not a curated record